GAUAGCAGUAUAUACAUGUUUUGUGGACUGUUUUGGCUGGUUAAUACCAUGACAGAAGUUAUAGGUGCCUGCUCCAGACCAGUAAUCAACCCAAACUCAUACAGUCUCACCGAUGACAAGGCGAGUUACGCCGUGAACGAAACUUACGAGAUAUUCUGUACGCCCGGUUAUGAUCCGAGCGGCACGGGAAAACUGAUCUGUGGGGACGGAAACAGCUGGUCGGAUGAAGCACCCACGUGCAAAUCAACAAAGGGGGCAUAUCCAUGGUGGAUGCUCUUGGUGGCAGUAACUGUGAUCAUUAUUAUGAUAGCCUGCAUCUUACCCCGCUUUCUCCAGUGUUUCUGUUCUAAAUCAAAGAAAUCGAAAAGCGACGUAGAAAAAGGAAACGAACGAAACAACAAUGGUUAUGACGAUGAGGAUUCGGAUGAUGACGAUAACAGAGCGGAUUCGCCUGUGCCAGACUUUUCCAAAUCAAAGAAAAUGACCAACUUGGAGUUUAUGGCAAAGUUACACAAGGACGCUGAUAGAAAGACUAUGAAAAGAGCAACAAAAAAUGCAGUAUUUUAGUGAAAAUGCGUUAGUCGCAAACUGUUGAUUUUUAUAGUGUUUUUUCCUUUGUCCAUAAUACUGGUAAAGUAUGUUGAAUGUAUAGUAUGGAAUGUUCCAAUUGUAACCAUCUGAAUAUUGGAAUAUCAGUCAUGUAUUUGUAAUGUUCAUCGUUCCUGUUGAUUUUGGCUCCAACAUUCUCCAUUUAGGUCAGCCUCUGACAAUAGUCGGCAUGUAAAAUGGUAUUUCCCGCCAUGUCAAAUUAUGUCAAUGCUGAUAGAGUAUGUUUGAAGAUAUCGUGUACUUUUGUAUUUCUAAUAUCCUUUGGCACUUUCUAUCUU
Molecule: messenger RNA, 887 nt
Organism: Mya arenaria
Lineage: Eukaryota; Metazoa; Mollusca; Bivalvia; Myida; Myidae
Exons: 4
Coding region: 16-567 (183 amino acids)
Source: RefSeq, a predicted model, not a curated record